UGUUGCGGCUGAGCGGCUGGACAAACCAUACUGUUGCGCAUCCAAACGAUUUUCUCACACUCACAUCUGCAAGCAGCGUACCUUCGAGCUGGAAGCUGACUUCUCCAUAUUUUUACUUCUUCUGGUAACUUACUAAAAAUAUCCCUGCUGUCUGGUUGAGUAGCACACCACAGGAAACAACAACAAAAAUCUGAAGUCGUUGCCUAACAUUGUCGAACAAUCGUCAAGGAGCCAACUGGAAUAUACUUGCUCUCCAGGUCAAUAUUAAAUAGGGUUUUCUGACCUACUAGAAUGACGGUGUCAGAUGAUAGCAGUGUUAAUCGCGAAAAGACAUGUCCACUAUUGCUCAGAAUGUUUUGCAGCACAAAGAAACAUAAUAACGUUUUGGAGUAUUCUAGAGGUCGUACCCCAAUAAAUGAACUUCAAGUAUAUACGUGGUUUGAUGCUACUCUAAGAGAACUUGCAUCUCUUGUUAAACAAGUUAAUCCAGAAUCCCGUAGAAGAGGAACGUUGUUUGAUUUCGCCUUGGUUUUCCCGGACCAUCGAUCACCGGUGUACAGAAUGCGGGAAUUGGGUACAGUUUGCUCUGGUUCUCCUUCCGAUACAGAUCGUAUCAUGUUAAAAGAUGUACAAUUUACAAUUGGAGAUAUGAUUGAUGUUGCUAUCACACCACCUUUAACUGAUACGAAUAUUCCAUUUAUUAAAAACGAUUCAUUAAUACUAGACUCUAGUCGUCCUAAUCCUAUCAUUCGUAAUCGACGUUCACAUGAAAAAUAUCAUGAACAUCCUUCUAACAACAAUAGUAACAACAAUCCUGAUUUAAAGUCUUCUAAAUAUCGUCGACAUGUAAACAAUGUUAAUUUAACUUCUCAAGAUAGAGCAGAGAAAUCUGAAUCUGGUAAGGAGUCAAGAAUUGACAAGUCGACUGAUGGACGCUAUAGCUAUAAAACAACUGCUCGUCGAGUUGUACCGUAUUAAUAAACAUAAUUCAUUGUGCAUGUGUUAAAUGACUUUUGUACAUUAUAUAUAGCAAACCUUCAUUGUAUAUUCGUUAAAUAAAUUAUAUAUACACUAUCCUGGACUUGAUUUAUUUAAUGUUAACAUUUCCACACUAGUCCUAUAGAGUGUAAGUUACACUGAGUUGUUGGUAUUAUGUUAAGCCCACAUAGGUUAUUCUAGCCUCAAUUCAUUCAUUCUUCUCAAGCCACAUUUUUACCCUGCCAAUCAUCCGCUUAUCAACCUUGACUUUCUAUGUAGGCGUAUGUGUGCAUUUCUUAUUUUACUUACCACAUAUCUGUGACUUAUUUUUGUCUCACUACAAAUAUCAAUCCACACUUGGUUAAAUCGGGUUGGUUAACAUGCCUUCUCCACUGCGCGUCGUUUCGCUUCACUCUCUUCUCUUCGUUUUUCCGAUCGUGUGGCUGGAUCAAUGAUUGUAUGAAAUACACGUAUUCGAAAUCCAUUCUCAUAUUUAACUUAUUUGAUUCUGUAAAUCAUUAACGCGAUAACCAUAUACGAUGGCAACUAGGGUGAUAUAUUUUGACAGCAAUCAUUUGUCCGAUCUAAAUGGACUCAGAUAUAGGGUCAAUAAAAUGAACACUACUCGAUGUUAUGUACAAGUUAACACGUACAUAGUUUGACAGAAUAACUUAAUGAGUAAAAUGAUACAAAACCCAGAUUAUGUUUAUUCCAGUCUGAUGUAAAACCCCAGGUUACCAAUUCAUUUAAUUUCUAGAGUCACAACCACAAAUGGGCUAACAGACGUCUAUAUGAACAUUUCACCUGCUUUAAUUAAUUAUAGGAUCGGCAGUUUUUAAUAACAGUGAUAUGGUAUGCCUGGAACAAAUUUUUCGUAGAAGAAAAACCGGAGUUUUGUAAUUAUUUAAAAAAGACACUCGUCGUACAUCUUAGUUCAUACAAAUAUUGUAAAUCCAAAUGUGAUUUUCAUGAAUAUAGUGUUUGAAAGAUUUCACACCAACAACAAACGCUUGACUUUGAUCAUACUUCUAAUUAAGUCUACUAAAAGGCACAGAUCCCUGAUAACUAUUCAUACCUCUGAAUUCAACAAUAUAUUCCAGCCAACUUCUAAUAAAUUUCAGGCAUCCACUAUUUUCCCUAUACAAUGAGCU
This is a messenger RNA of Schistosoma haematobium, 2129 nucleotides long. RefSeq names its product Histone deacetylase complex subunit sap18 (gene SAP18). Gene Ontology annotation, biological process: negative regulation of DNA-templated transcription. Lineage: Eukaryota; Metazoa; Platyhelminthes; Trematoda; Strigeidida; Schistosomatidae. Gene Ontology annotation, molecular function: transcription factor binding; transcription corepressor activity. The transcript is spliced from 4 exons. Gene Ontology annotation, cellular component: nucleus. The record is from RefSeq and is a predicted model, not a curated record. Bases 292 to 978 code for a protein of 228 amino acids.